CGUUGGCAUCGUUCAACACCUUUCAUUGUAUUGACUAUUGACUGAUUCUGGACACAGAGAAUAAUGUAUAAAUCUAAUUUAUCCUUUUAUCGUUUUAGUUAUCUUUAGAAUAUAUUGUAAUAUAACCUAGUUUAAGUGUAAUUAUGCCUCCGUUUACGUAAAAGUGAUAGAAGACAGCCCGUCGAGUGUUACGCGGCCAUUUUACUUGCAAUGCGGCAACGGUAUACGAUCCGCCAUUGGAAACGGCUAGUGUCUUUUUCUGAGUGUACAAUUUGUAUUUUGUCGAAUUUCUCGACAUAGAAUCAUCUAGUAAUCAUGUGUGAUAAAAGUGUAGUGCGGACUUUAGUGUAGUGAAGCACGGUGGUCGGGUGUUUCGAAUAAUGUGCGAACGAUGGAAAACGAAGUAAAGCAGCGCAAUCAGAGAAACAGGCGAAGGGAGCGGGCACAGCGCAUGCAAGCACAGCGAGAGAGCAAAGUCAAAGAUGGGGACAGCGGCGAGGACGAGUCUCCCGCGAGAGAAAAGCCUCCUCGUCCUCCGGCCAGGAGAAAGAAGUCCAAGGAGCCCCUCGGAGAGGAGGACAUCAUCGACGGUUUCGCCAUAAUGGCAUUUCGCACGUACGAGGAUCUCGAGGCUGCUGUGAAAUGUGCCGCUUCCCCCCGCACGAACGCGCUGUCGACGAAGCCCCGGCUGCCGCUGGCGGCGCUGACCGGCGACGCCGCCCGCAACCACACCUCACCCAUCGUCAACUCCCAUGGUAUAACGCUCCUCCAAGACGCUGGCACGUCGGAUGACAGCGGUCGAGCGUCGGAGCGACUGACGGGCAGCUCCGUAGCGCCGCGCGACCCCGACUCCUCCCGAGACCGUCUGAGUGACGCCAGUAGCCGUUGUAGUUCCGGAAAAGGCUAUAUCUGUGAUAGUGAAGGCGAUGACGACAAGGCGAGUCCAGAAAAUAGUAGAAAUCCAUCACCCCGAUACCACGAUGCAUCGAUGGAAGAUGCAUCGGACGCAGGCUCUUUGUUCCGGGUGACAGGGGCUGGCGGCGGCGCGGGCAAGAACGAGCUGGUGGCGCGGGGCGGCAGCGGCGGGGCGCUCGCGCUGUCCCGCGCCCCCGUCGGCGGCAGCGCCAGCCCCGCUCCCGCGCCCCUCCCCCAGCCCGCGCCCUCGCCCGCGCCCGCCGCGCUGCCGCCGCCCGCGCUCCCGCCGCCGCCCUUCCGCGCCGACACGCCCCACCGCCCCAACGGCGCCCACAUUCCCGCUCUGGACGGCCACGCGGCCACCCAGAUCCCCCGGCCCGCCGCCGCCGCCGGGCCCGACACGCCCGAGCGGCCCGCCAGCAACAACAAGCUGCAGCCCGGCGCCCGCGCCGCCGCCGACAGCCCCACCCCCGCGCCGCCCGCCCCGCCCGCGCCCUCACCCCUCUUCCCCUCGCACACCGCCUACCAGGCGCACGCCGCCGCCGCGCUGCCCGACUACCGCCACACCAACCACGAGACGCGGACGUCGCCGCCCGCCGCCGAGCCGCCCGCGCCGCUCGACCUGCACGCGCACCACGCGCCGCGCCCGCACGUACCGCCCGCCGCGCGCGCCCCCCACCCCCUCCCGCACACCGUUGUACCCGGCCCCGAUGCGCGGAACCCCUCGCCGGCCGCGCAGCCCCUCCCUCCCGCCCCCGCUGCCUUCGCGAGCCGCGUCGCCCCAAACGGCGUGCCUCAGCUUGGGCCGCCGCAGCCGCCGGCAGGCGCCGGCGCCGCCUCGCUUCCGGGCCAAGCGGCCGCCGCCCGCCCCCUCUCCCCCGUCGUCGCGCCAAUCUCGCGUCCCUUCCCCACCCCCUCGAUCGGGUCUAGUCACGUCAACUCGAGCGUCGGCUCCGGCGCUCACGGCCACACCAUCUCGAACUCCCACUCGUACCAGAGUCAGCCGAGCCUCCAGAAACAUUCCGCCCCGACGGCGUACGCGAGUCGACCGCCGGGCCACUCGAACUUCAGCGUCGCGAGCCACAUAUCGAGUCACCUGCCGCCGACGUCGGCGAGCCAGCCCGGCCCGCCGCACUUCGGCUCCGCCCACCCUCCUCAUCCCAGCGCGCCCCACUCGAGCCUGCCGCCCGUCAGCAGCUCGACGUCGGUGACGUCGGCGCCCAACCACAUAGGAUCUCCCCUGGUGUCGACCAACACAACGACGAGCGCGUUACCCAGCUUCGCGCCGGCUGUGAAGCACCCCGGCCUGGGGCUGACGCACUCGGCGCCGCUCCACCAGCCGAUGAGCCGGGCGGCGUCCCCCGCGGUAUCGGCCGGCAGCGGGCACCUCGCGCCGCCGGCGGGGGAGGUGCGGCCGGCGGAGGCCCCGCCCGCGUCGCUGGCGAACGGCUACCCGGCGACGGUGUACUCGAGCUCUUACCCCACGCUGUAUGCGCCGUACGCGCCGACACUCCAGCACAGCCCCUACCUGCCCGCCGCAGCCGCAUCGCCGAGAAACACCACGGAUACGAGGACGAGCCUAUCAGCUUCACCGCUAGUGGCGCCGAAGACGCCGAAGGGCGUGCGGCCUCACACGCCGGGGACGCUCGGCACGGCGGGCGCGCACGCACCGCUCAGCUACUCGCCGCACGGGCAGAGCCCCAGCCGGGAGCGGGAGAGCUUCAGCAAUAUCAGCAGUCUGUCGCGCAGCACGCCGGCUUCGGGUGCGACCGCGGUGGUGUCGUCGUCGCUCGCGCCCACUCCGCUCUCUGCCCCGCUCACCGCGCCGCUCGCGGCCCCGCUCGCUGCGCCGCUCGCCGCGCCACUAGCUACGCCCCUAGCGGCUCCGCUCGCCGCUCCGCUACCAGGCCCGAUUCCUCCGCUGAGCGCGCCGCUGUCGCUGCCGCUCGGUCUCGGGCUGGCGACACCCACGCCGACCGCCCCCGCGCCCACGCCGCUAGCGCCUGCCCUGGCGCCGGUGCCCACCGUGCCGAGCAUCAGCUCCGGCGCCAAACCGCCCGCCCACUGGGGGGUAACCAGGGGGUCGGCGACAGAGCGGGGUUUCGCGCCCGCGCCGCCGCUGUUCGGUGCGCCGCUGCCGCCUAACCCCAACCCCUUCUCCGCCGAGUCCCUCUUCCAAACUAGUCCGGGCGCAGAUCUGCUCCGUCGCGAGUUGGACAGCCGGUUCCUGGCGGCGGCGGGGGCGGUCGGCGUGCGCACCGAGCUGCACCACCACCAGCACCAGCACACCCACGUGCACCAACACCCGCCGCCCCACGCUCCCCACGCCCCCCAUGCUCCCCACGCGCCCCACGCCCCCCAUGCGCCGCACGCUCCCCACGCGCCCCACGCGCCGCCCGCGCCGCAUCAUCCCCAUCAGCUGCUAGUACCGCAUUCACCACUGUUCAAGGACGUGGGCAAGAUGUCGUCACUAUACAGAUCGGGGCUCGGACUCGGGUACCCGUACUCGUCGAGCCUGCUGCACUCCACCGCGCCAUAUGUACCGCCAUCGCCGAUCACCACAUAUGCACCUAAGCCAAUAGUGUCAGCCGCAAGCGACUCCGCCACUAAACCUCAAGCACGCCCCGCCGUCAUGAAAACUGGAAAAUGGAACGCGAUGCACGUGCGGAUCGCGUGGGAGAUCUACAACCACCAGCAGAAGGAGAAGGCGGGCAGCGGCGUCGCCGUCAGCACCGCCGACAAGGACAAGCUGCGGGCCUUCCCCGCGCCCGCGCCGCCGCCGCACGCCUACCGCUCGCCCUACGACCUGCCGCCCGCCUACCUGGCGCACCACCCGCCCCUAGGUAUCGCCCGAUACCCCCCGAGACCGCCUCUCGCCUCCGCGCCCCUGGUCGCGCCCACUGACCGUCAUUUGGGCGUUUCAGGGGUCUCGCCGUUCGCCCGAUACGGCGCCGGCGCCUUCGGCGGUGCGCCCUCGCCAUUCGGUCUGUCCCCGUACGGGCGCGACCUCGCGCUGUCGUCGUCCCUGCACGGCGUGCACCACGCGCCGCCGCUCGGACUGCACGACGCGUGGCGCGCGCGACCGCCCGCGCCCGCCCCCGCCGCCGACGUCCGCCGCGACCACGAAGAGCGCGAGCGCGCCCGCCGCGAGAGGGAGGAGCGCGAGCGCCGGGAGCGGGACGAGCGCGAGCGGCGGAAGGCGCGCGAGCGCGACCUCGAGCGUGUCCGCCAGCGCUCCCCCCUGCGGAACGGCGCGCCCGACCCGCCGAAGGAGGAAAGGAAGGAGCCGCCCCGAGCGCCGCCCUCGCUGGCCGCCUACCCGCCGCCGCACUGGGACCCCUACCGCACCUUCGACCCUCUGCAGCACAUGCGAUUCGCGCCGCUCGUGGAGGCCGCCAUCCGCGCAGAGGAGGACCGCGCCAAGAUGUUCAGCGCGUACGCGCACCACCAGCAGCUGAAGGCCGGGCCGCUGCUGCACCGCGGGCUGGCGCCGCUCCCGCUGCCGCACGCGCCGCUCGCCCCGCCGCUGGCGCCGCCCCUCGCGCCCCUGGCGCCGCUCGACCUGCUCAAGAAGGAGGAGCCGCGAUGAUAGCGACCGCCGCGACCGUCCGCUCCCCGAAUGUAAAUACGUAGCGUAAACGACGUCGCCGAGUGACACUACGACUCAAACUGUGUAUCGUUUCGUAUUAUCGGUUUAGAAAAUUAUUUAUUGUAACGUCGCUUGCGAGACGGCGGCCGCCGGCGGGCCGCGCGCCGGAGUGUGAGGUCGCCGACGUCGCGGCGUCACUGUGCAAUAUGGCGCGCGGCCUGGGGGCGGCCGGCGCCGUCCCCCUGUACACUACUGCUUGUUUAUUUACAUAAAAUAUCUAUCGAGUUGUUAUUGUGACCAUUAUUAGUUAAUUAUACAUUAAUUGCUGAUCGUGUGAGGGAUAGGAUUAUCGGAAUCGCUAUCGAUAUAAUUAUACAUAUUUAUAUAUACUUAUAAAUAAAAUGUAAAUAUUAGUUUGUAAAUUAGUGUUAAAAUAUAGAAUCGGUUUAUUUAACGUCGAAAGAAAAAACCCAUAUAAAUUAUUAUUGCAUCGGGAGUUUGAUUUAUACUUCCGUUAAAAAUCUCAUAAUGGUUUUUCGAUUGUACCAGUGAUUAAUUAUUUAUUUAUUUAUGUCGCCCUAUCUUCCAUGAUGUCUUAGUCGAAAGUUUCCGUUGUGAGUAGAGCAGUUGACAUUUCUUAUAAAUGCAUUUAAAAUAUGUGAUAUUAUUGUAUUGUGAAAAAUAUUUUGUCUGACUUUAAAGUAGUGUAUUGCAGUUAGAGAAUGUAUUGUCUAUCCGAGUUAAUAGCAGAGUUGUUUCAUUACUGUAAUGAUUUCAAAUUUAUUUAUAACUGACAUGAAGAAGCUUUCAGAAGGUUUGAAAUGGUGUCGGUUUUGUGAGCUCAUUUUGUGCCAUUGCCGUACUAAGCAGACAGUAAGUCAGACAAAAGCUACGAUUCUGUUCAUGGCACACAGAGCGAUUGUGUUCUCAAAAUAUAUAAAAGGUGAAUUCGGAAAUGUAUUAUAGUUUAUAUAAAAAUCAUUCUGUAUACUAAAAGUAAAUGAAAGCUUGGUGCGAUUCAGAAAAUACCAUUAAAACUUUUGAUUUUUAUACCAAA
Molecule: messenger RNA, 5561 nt
Organism: Aricia agestis (brown argus)
Lineage: Eukaryota; Metazoa; Arthropoda; Insecta; Lepidoptera; Lycaenidae
Gene: tay
Product: fibrosin-1-like protein
Exons: 15
Coding region: 392-4504 (1370 amino acids)
Source: RefSeq, a predicted model, not a curated record